GGCGCGGGAUGCUGCUGGGCGGCCUGUGCACGGCGCUGGCGGGGCUGCUGCUGCUGCGGCUGCUGGUGACGCUGGCGUGCCCCUACCUGCUGCCGGACCUGGCCUUCUUCCUGCGCCUGGUGCGCGUCUCGCAGGGGGCGCGCCGCGGCGCCUCCCGCGUCCCGCCGCGCACCCUCCUGGAGGUCUUCCGCCAGCGGGCGCGCCGCAGCCCGCGCAAGCCGCUGCUGCUCUUCGGGGACGAGGUCUACACCUACGAGCAGGUGGAGCGGCGCAGCAACCAGGCGGCGCGGGCGCUGCGGGAGGCCGCCGGGCUGCGGGAGGGCGACGCCGUGGCGCUCUUCCUGGGCAACGAGCCGGCCUACGUGUGGCUGUGGCUGGGCUGCGCCAAGCUGGGCUGCUCCCUGGCCUGCCUCAACUGCAACAUCCGCGCCAGGUCCUUGGCGCAUUGCUUCCAGUGCAGCGGCGCCAAGGUGCUGCUGGCCGACCCAGAACUAAAAACAGCCAUUGAGGAAGUACUGCCCACCCUGAAGGAAGAAAACGUGGCUGUUUAUUACUUAAGUAGGACAUCCAAUACAGAGGGAGUCGACAGUUUCCUUGACAAAGUGGAUGCUGCUUCAGACGAACCUGUCCCAUUGUCUUGGAGAUCAAAUGUCACUUUUAAAAGUCCUGCUAUGUAUAUUUACACCUCUGGAACGACAGGUCUCCCCAAAGCUGCAGUGAUCACCCACGAGCGCACAGUGUUAGCUUGUGGUCUGAUUAUUGCCAGUGGUGUUACUUCCGAGGAUAUUAUUUAUACUGCUCUGCCACUGUAUCACAGCGCUGCCUUCUUGGUAGGAAUAAACGGCUGCAUUAUGCAAGGUGCCACUAUAGCAUUGCGUUCUAAAUUUUCCGCUACUCAAUUUUGGGAUGACUGCAGGAAAUACAACGUCACUGUCAUACAGUAUAUUGGGGAAGUGCUUCGAUAUCUGUGCAAUGUACCCAAGAAAGACAAUGAUCGUGAUCACAGAGUAAGGAUGGCCAUAGGUAACGGCUUGAGGGCAGACGUUUGGAGGGAAUUUAUUAGAAGGUUUGGGAACAUGCGCAUUUUUGAAUUCUAUGCUGCAACAGAAGGAAAUAUUGGCUUUGUGAAUUAUACUGGGAAAAUUGGAGCUGUAGGAAGAUUAAACUACUUCCAUAAGAAAAUAAUGCGCUAUGACCUAAUUAAAUAUGAUGUAGAGAAAGAUGAACCUGUCCGUGAUGAAAACGGCUACUGCAUCAAAGUUCCCAAAGGUGAAGUGGGACUCUUGAUUUGCAAAAUCACACGCUUUGCGCCAUUUAGCGGCUAUGCAGGGGCAAAGAGCCAGACGGAAAAGAAGAAGCUAAGAGACGUCUUCAAGAAAGGUGACUUGUACUUCAACAGUGGCGAUCUUCUAAUGAUCGAUCGCGACAACUUCAUUUAUUUCCAUGACAGAGUGGGAGACACAUUUCGAUGGAAAGGAGAAAAUGUAGCUACAACAGAAGUUGCUGAUAUUUUGGGACUACUGGAAUUUAUCCAGGAAGUGAAUGUAUAUGGAGUAGCUGUGCCAGGUCAUGAAGGCAGAAUUGGAAUGGCUGCCAUUCGACUACAGGAGGGCUGUGAGUUUGAUGGUGGACGAGUUUAUCGGCAUGUUGCAGACUACUUGCCAACAUAUGCAAGGCCCCGUUUUGUGAGAAUUCAGGAUGCCAUUGAAAUUACAGGAACAUUUAAAUAUCGGAAAGUGCAAUUAGUUGAAGAAGGAUUCAACCCAGCGCUUGUUAAAGACACCAUGUAUUUCCUGGAGGACAAAGAAAAGACAUACGUGCCCCUGACGGAGGACAUUUAUAACUCAAUAUGUAGCAAUAGCCAGAAGCUAUAAUAUGCCCAAAAUGAAUUUUUUUAAAAUCAAUAAUGUUUUUAUUUUUUAGGAAAUUACUGAAAAUUGAUUUGAAAAUGAUCUGUUUAGACCUGGAAGUGGAAAUCUCACUUCUUUAAUGAAGAUGUUUGUGGUAGUGGUAGCCAAUUUUAAAACAAAAUAUGUACAUUUCUUUCCAGCAUCAUCUCCUGUUUGUAUUGCUGUAGCUGAAACGUACAUUCUUUGAUGUAAGAUUGAUGAAAAAUUAGUGGGUCGUUUUCACCACGGCUGUAACCAAACAAGCUGAGCCUUGCCUACUCCAGGGCUUCUUAUUCCAAUCCUAAAAGAGAAUGGAAGUACCUUAACGUAUGACGCUUGUGGGCCACAACCGGAUCCUCACACACAUGCACAUGGGGCUUUGGAGUAGGUAGGCUUCCCCAUUGCACAUCUUCCUGAACUCAAGGAGCUCACCCUUCAUUCAAGUGAAAAGAGCAGGGCUUUUUUUCAGCGGGAAUGGGGUGGAACGGA
This is a messenger RNA of Eublepharis macularius, 2378 nucleotides long. It is a transcript of the gene SLC27A2, whose product is annotated as solute carrier family 27 member 2. Lineage: Eukaryota; Metazoa; Chordata; Lepidosauria; Squamata; Eublepharidae. Gene Ontology annotation, cellular component: endoplasmic reticulum. Bases 9 to 1874 code for a protein of 621 amino acids. The record is from RefSeq and is a predicted model, not a curated record. The transcript is spliced from 10 exons. Gene Ontology annotation, molecular function: long-chain fatty acid-CoA ligase activity; long-chain fatty acid transmembrane transporter activity.